Procambarus clarkii (red swamp crayfish) is the source of this 2128-nucleotide messenger RNA. Its product is annotated as FAST kinase domain-containing protein 4. NCBI's taxonomy places the organism in Eukaryota, Metazoa, Arthropoda, Malacostraca, Decapoda, Cambaridae. Gene Ontology annotation, biological process: mitochondrial RNA processing; regulation of mitochondrial mRNA stability. Gene Ontology annotation, molecular function: RNA binding. The record is from RefSeq and is a predicted model, not a curated record. Gene Ontology annotation, cellular component: ribonucleoprotein granule; mitochondrial matrix.
UUUAGUUGAGGUAUGUAUAAGGUAAAGGAAUGGUGGAGGCUGCGGGCGAGGGCCAGGAACGUCUCCCGGCCGCCGUGUUGUCGUCUGCCUCCAGUAAACAUUAAUACUUCACCCACUGCCCGAGAUGCACUGACUGCCUCUGUGACUUAACUUCAACAUGCUGAAAGUGGGCUGUGGAACAGUGGCAGUAUGUUUAAGAGGAGCCCGGUCCCAGCUACAAUGGACUCCUCGAGUCUAUGCACCAACUGUUUCAUCAGUGAAGAGGAUACAUGUUACAUUUGCCAGCACCACUCCCAUCAUCAGCAGUUUGGGACCUUUAGAAAAUCAAGACACUGAUGCAAUCGCUACAUCUGAUAAUGAGAUAAAUGAUGUUCCAGCUCUCUUACAAACGGCUACCAAUGGAAACACACACUCUUCUGCAUUCCAGGGUCUUCAUACACUCUCUGACUGGGUUUCCAACAAGAAGAUAGAUUUUAAAAAGGAUGUUGAAACUGAGGAACAGUUCACAAAAUUAAUAAACUUGAUAGACAGAGAAACUAUUCGAAGCAGUCCUACAUCUUUAUUAGCUGCGCUCAAGAGUCUGAUGAAUCUUGGUGUCGACAGCAACACCCAUGUGGUUCAGUCAAUUGAGAACCAGUUACUGUGGAACAUUAGAAAAGUGUCUUUCUCUGUGUUGGUGUCCAUAAUGAUCUUCCAAAUACAACAUCAAGAUACUGAACUACAGAAAAAGGUAGUAAAGGAAUCUCUGGAAGCUAUACAGAGGAGAUGGACUGAAAUCAAAAGUGCAUCAGAAAUCGAAGCAUUUUAUAAACACCAUGAUUUAUUUAACUCCGAGUUUCUUGGACACGUGGACGAUCGUACAAUUGAAGUUUGUGAAGAGAUGACCUAUGGGGAGCUAAGCAAAGUGUUCUGUGCUCUAGGAACGAUCAGACGGCGUGCUACGCCUGUCUUGAGAGCUUUGGCAUUCCAUAUGGCAAAACAGGAAGAAAAGCUAUCUCCAAAGCAACUUUGUAAUAUUUUGUUUGCCAUGCAUAUCAUGAGCUUUCCUGAUUCAGUUUUGUUAGAAAAGGUGGCAAAUGAUUUGAUUCCACAAGUUGCUAGCAUAGACAAGCCAAAGCUAGUAAGUUCUCUUCUCUUUUCUAUGGGUCAAAUGCGAUGGAGACACACAAGUCUGCUGGAAGUCUUGUCAGAGUGGAUUGAGAAAAAUCUGCAAAUCUGCCAUGUGAGCAAUUAUUCAGCUAUAAUUGUUACACUGGCUAGUGUGUCAUAUACUCCAACAAAUGCUGACACUUUGUUCAGUGAAAUAAUUCCCAGACUUACUCCCUCAGCAUUUGUCAAAAAGACAGCAUGGCUAGAUAUUGUUUGGUCAUUAUCUGUAUUAGGAAGAGCCACAGAAGAACACAUAUCUUCAGUGUUGCAUCCAUCUUUUGUUAUAGAUCUUCCAAGUACAGAUCAAUACCUGCGAUUGGGGAUAAAACUAAAGCUUCUAAACAUCAACGCAACGUCACAGCUGAACAUGCCUUCGUACAGAGGCCCGUAUCUUGAUGUUGCAGAUUUCAAAGAUGUAAUAAUUUCUAAGAGCAGGGAUGACUUGAAGCUCACUAAACACAUUCAAGUCAUGCUGCACAACUUCCUCCCUCCACCCAAAUAUAUUAAAGAAAAUAUUCAAACUGAUCUGGGAAUAUGUGUAGAUGUUGAGCUGGCAAUAGAUCAGAAUGGGAAACCCAUUCCAGUUCAGGAUUAUAGUAAUAGCCUCGGAGAAUCAGAAAGUUUGCAGCCGCUACCUCCACUACCUGAAGGUGCAACUAAGCUGGCAAUGCUGGUGUGGGGUUAUAGAGACUACACUGUUGGCUCUCAAAAACUAAUUGGAAUCAAUCAGUUGGCUGUACAGCUAUUAGAAAAAAAAGGGUACAGAGUAAUACAAAUUCCUUUCUAUGAGUAUAAUAUGAAGGCAAAGAUUCUAAAAAAUGUACAGUAUCUUGAAAGUAAAGUCAAAGGGGUUGUUGAGCCAUUAAACCAUUGAAUUCACCAAACAAUAUUUUUUCAUGUAUAUAAAUUUUUAAUGUAUUUAUGUGGGAAAAUAAAAGCAGUAAGGUUCUUCAUAGAAUAAUAAAAACUGUCUCUAAUA